Molecule: messenger RNA, 243 nt
Organism: Fulvia fulva
Lineage: Eukaryota; Fungi; Ascomycota; Dothideomycetes; Mycosphaerellales; Mycosphaerellaceae
Product: Metal homeostasis factor ATX1
Exons: 2
Coding region: 1-243 (80 amino acids)
Biological process (GO): copper ion transport
Cellular component (GO): cytosol
Molecular function (GO): copper chaperone activity; metal ion binding
Source: RefSeq, a predicted model, not a curated record
AUGGCAGAACACAAAUACCACUUCGAGAUCAAGAUGACCUGCGGCGGCUGCUCUGGUGCUGUGGACAGAGUGCUCAAGAAGCUGGAUGGCGUCAAAUCCUACGAAGUAUCCCUCGAGAACCAGACCGCCGAUGUCGUGACGGAGGGUGACAGUCUGAGCUACGACGCUGUGUUGGAGAAGAUCAAGAAGACGGGCAAGGAGGUGAAGAGUGCACGGGCGGAUGGGAUCGCGCAGGCGGUGUGA